This is a messenger RNA of Caenorhabditis elegans, 1087 nucleotides long. It is a transcript of the gene sra-32, whose product is annotated as Serpentine receptor class alpha-32. The record is from RefSeq and is marked reviewed. Lineage: Eukaryota; Metazoa; Nematoda; Chromadorea; Rhabditida; Rhabditidae. Gene Ontology annotation, cellular component: membrane. Gene Ontology annotation, molecular function: G protein-coupled receptor activity. The coding region runs from base 17 to 1033 and encodes 338 amino acids. Gene Ontology annotation, biological process: sensory perception of chemical stimulus; G protein-coupled receptor signaling pathway. The transcript has 7 exons.
UUUCAGAGCUUCUCGAAUGGAAGACUACGCGGAAAACUCAUUCAAUGUAAUUCCAAUUUCAAUGGAAUACAUUCGGGAUUUGAGAACAGCUACUUCGUUCCGAGUUUAUGUGAUUUAUAUCGAUUUGGUUUUGAUUUUGGCAUUGUUUUUGUCGAUUCAUGCAAUCCGUGAGUUGACGUCGAAACAACUGUUCAGUAAAUCUAUCACGCAUCUACUUAUUGCUAGUUUGGUAUAUGGAAAUGUGCAUAAUGCGUCCUACACUAUUAUAGAGACAUGGUCUCUCUACCGAUCGUUUGCAUAUUCAGACAACAUGACAGCAAUUAUGUUCACAAGUGAAGAAUGUUUUGUCCAGCACGUCUUGAACUCAUGUGUACGGUUUUUGUUUAUAGCCAUUGAGCUCGCUCUGAAUGUUGAUAGAAUUAUAGUCAUCUUGUUCCGGAAACAUUUUCAUUGCUAUCCAGGUGUUCGUGGUGAAAUCUUGAAUAUUUUAGCGGUAAUUCUCUCAUUUGCACUCGGCUGUCUUUUACACCUAAAAGGUCCACAUCCUGGAAUUGUAACUACUAGCUGCUUCAGAGAAACAGAUAUAACAAUCAAUCUGUGCUCUACAAAUCUGACGUCAUACACUAUCCUAUCUGCUUGUUGUGCGGCCCUUGACUUUCUGAUGAUGUGGUACACGUGGAAUGACCGGAAGAAGAUCAACUAUGAUUUGAACUCUCAAUAUCUGAAAGUGGAACAACAUCAUUCCCUAAUGGCGGUUUCAUUGAACUCAUUGCUUCAAUUGUUUGUAACUUCAAUUUAUGCAAUUAGUAUGUUUGUAUUGGCAAAUAUGUCAAUGACGAAUCCGGAACUUGGGAAUGCGAACCUGUUGAGGUGGUUCUAUACAACACCAUACUCCACUCUAUUAGUUCCUAUUCAAAUAAAAGUAUUCAUUCAAUGGAUUGGGAAUCGCAGAAAACGAAGAAUCAACACUGCGACAAGAGUAUCACUGACUCAGGAUGGAUAUUUUACAAAACUUUCGGAUAGUUGGAAGUAAUUCAUUUGCUGGAAAUAUGUUUUUUUUUCAUACUCAAUAAAUAUUUAUUGCUUU